AUGUCAGUUCUGCAUCGUCGGGAGCAUGGCAACAUGCUUCUUCCCUCGGCGCCGCUCUCCUGCGACUCGGCGCAGCCGUUGCGCCCGGCGGCCCAGCAACCCAGCAACUACUUCUCUCCUCCGUCCAGCCCUCCCACUCUGUCGUCCGCCAGGGCCCUCAGCAACAUCAUGACCACCUGCCGAUCGCUGCAAUCACUCAUCGCCGCGCCCGCCUGCUCAUCCAGCUUGUCGGUCGCUCCCAUCGCUCCCGUCGAUCCCGUCGCCCCCGGGCGCCUACCUCAGCUGCCGACGCCUCCUCUGGCCCACGCCCCGCUGCCCAUGAAGCUCCGCCUACGGACCCGACCGGGGACCCCGGCAGAUUCGACCUCGAGCAGCGGCGACGACUUGUACACGCGCAGGAGGUUGGCCAAGCGAUGCGCGCCUCCGCCCGGCCUCCACAAGCGCCGUCGCGACGCCGGCGACCAGAUGGGCCGACAAGAUGUGCUCUGGCCAUCCAAGGACCAAGACCAAGACCAAGACCAAGACGACGGCGCCGCCCAAGACGAAGACGGUGCCCAUGAGGAAAAUGGGAAAACUGCCAAUGGUGGCGAGGAUGGCCAGUCGCCAGUGGAAGCGGAAGCGGAAGCGGAAGCGGAACUGGAACCUGUUGCGCCGUCCACGCCCAAACGAGCUCGCCUGGCCCCGGAGCGGCUCCCGCUGGGAUUGGAGCGCUCCGAUUUUCACAGGGUGCACAGCCAAGCGCACGACCAAGCGCACAGCCAAGCCGCGGGUGGUGGCCAAGGCCGGGGCAGCCUCGGGGGAGGCAGCGACGUCGAGGUUGAGGCCGACGGCGCCGAGUGGAGCGCCGAAGACGACCGCAUCCUGGUUGAGCUCGUCCUGGAGAAGCUCAGGCUGUCCAAGCUGGAGUGGCAAGACUGCGCCCGCAACCUGGGCAAGGACAGACGCAGCGUCCACCGCAGGUGGAAGAGCCUGGUGGUCAAGGGCGAGGUAGGUCUCAAGGCGAGGUCGAGCAACCGCCGGAACCGACUGCUGUCCACGUGGAGGUGA
This is a messenger RNA of Ustilaginoidea virens, 1047 nucleotides long. RefSeq lists its product as uncharacterized. The transcript has a single exon. The coding region runs from base 1 to 1047 and encodes 348 amino acids. The record is from RefSeq and is a predicted model, not a curated record. Lineage: Eukaryota; Fungi; Ascomycota; Sordariomycetes; Hypocreales; Clavicipitaceae.